This is a messenger RNA of Amblyraja radiata (thorny skate), 5389 nucleotides long. RefSeq names its product SPT5 homolog, DSIF elongation factor subunit (gene supt5h). Gene Ontology annotation, cellular component: DSIF complex. The record is from RefSeq and is a predicted model, not a curated record. Gene Ontology annotation, molecular function: mRNA binding; protein binding. The transcript has 30 exons. The coding region runs from base 132 to 3494 and encodes 1120 amino acids. Gene Ontology annotation, biological process: regulation of transcription by RNA polymerase II; transcription elongation-coupled chromatin remodeling; regulation of DNA-templated transcription elongation. NCBI's taxonomy places the organism in Eukaryota, Metazoa, Chordata, Chondrichthyes, Rajiformes, Rajidae.
CGCAGCGACGCGCACGCUUGGCAUCGAGCCGCGUUCACGCGAGUUCAGGGCGGUGGAGGUGGAGGCGGCGACGGCGACGGCGAGGGUUGGACCGGACCGGUUCGGGCUCCGUCUUUAACCAAGUUUACAAGAUGUCAGACAGUGAUGCGAGUAACUUUACUGAUGAUGAGAGUUCCCACAGCAGCGAGGAAGAAGAGCAAGAGGAAAAUGAGGAGGAGGAAGAGCGUGCCAGUAGGGUUGGCAGCGAGAAAGCAGAGGUAGAAAGAGAGGUAGAGGAGGCAGAGGAAGCUGAUGAGGAGGAAGAGGAGGAGGAGGAAGAGGAGGAGGAGGAUGAAGAAGAGGAAGAGUACGAUGAGGAGGAAGAUGAUCGACCCAAAAAGAAACCACGACAUGGCGGGUUCAUCUUGGACGAAGCUGAUGUGGAUGAUGAAUAUGAAGAUGAAGAUCAAUGGGAGGAAGGAGCAGAAGAUAUUCUUGAGAAAGAAGAAUUUGAAGCCUCCAACAUUGAUAACCUUGUCCUUAACGAUGACCAUUCAGGAGCGAGGAGAUUGAUGAAUCAUUGGAGAGACAAAAGAGAAGAGGAACUUGGUGAAUAUUAUAUGAAUAAAUAUGCCAAGCCAACUGCAGGUGACCACUUCUAUGGUGCUUCAGAUGAACUCUCUGAUGAUAUCACACAACAGCAGUUACUGCCUGGUGUAAAAGAUCCCAAUUUAUGGACUGUGAAAUGUAAGAUUGGUGAGGAAAGGGGAACUGCCAUUUCUUUGAUGAGGAAGUUUGUCGCCUAUCAGUUGACAGAUUCACCCCUCCAGAUCAAGGCUAUUAUUUCUCCUGAGCAUGUGAAAGGGUAUAUUUAUGUGGAGGCAUACAAGCAGACUCAUGUGAAGCAGGCCAUUGAGGGUGUGGGGAACCUGAGGAUAGGGUUCUGGAACCAGCAGAUGGUCCCCAUCAAGGAAAUGACUGACGUGCUGAAGGUGGUGAAGGAAGUGACCAACUUGAAACCCAAGUCCUGGGUUCGUCUAAAGAGAGGUCUCUACAAGGAUGACAUUGCACAGGUGGACUAUGUCGAGCCAAGCCAAAACACCAUUUCACUGAAACUGAUCCCAAGAAUUGAUUACGAACGAAUCAAAGCUCGGAUGAGUUUGAAAGACUGGUUUGCCAAAAGGAAAAGGUUUAAGAGGCCACUUCAAAGACUCUUUGAUGCAGAAAAAAUCAGAUCGCUGGGUGGUGAUGUUACCACUGACGGAGACUUCCUCAUAUUUGAGGGCAAUCGCUACAGUCGAAAAGGAUUUUUGUUCAAAAGCUUCGCCAUGUCUGCAGUUAUUACAGAAGGAGUUAAGCCCACACUUUCUGAAUUGGAAAAAUUUGAGGACCAGCCAGAGGGCAUUGAUCUGGAAGUGGUUACAGAAUCAACAGGUAAAGAAAGAGAACACAACUUGCAACCUGGAGAUAAUGUGGAAGUUUGCGAGGGUGAACUGAUAAACCUACAAGGGAAAAUCUUGAGUGUGGAAGGCAAUAAGAUCACAAUUCUUCCCAAACACGAGGAUCUGAAGGAUCCUUUAGAGUUUCCAGCCCAUGAAUUGCGAAAAUAUUUCAAAAUGGGAGACCAUGUGAAGGUGAUCGCAGGGCGGUACGAGGGAGAUACAGGACUGAUUGUACGCGUUGAGGAGAACUUUGUCAUUCUAUUCUCAGACCUGACAAUGCACGAGCUGAAAGUGCUCCCGAGGGAUUUGCAGCUGUGUUCGGAAACGGCGUCUGGUGUGGAUGCAGGGGGUCAGCAUGAGUGGGGUGAAUUGGUGCAGCUUGAUCCACAGACUAUGGGCGUCAUUGUCCGGUUGGAGAGAGAGACAUUUCAGGUUCUUAAUAUGUAUGGGAAGGUUAUUACUGUACGACACCAGGCAAUAACCCGGAAAAAGGACAAUCGGUUUGCUGUGGCUCUGGACUCUGAGCAAAAUAAUAUUCAUGUGAAAGACAUCGUCAAAGUCAUUGACGGACCGCACUCUGGCCGUGAGGGUGAAAUUAGACACUUGUAUCGUGGGUUUGCCUUUCUACAUUGUAAGAAGUUGGUGGAAAACGGUGGCAUGUUUGUUUGUAAAACUCGCCACUUGGUACUUGCUGGCGGUGCGAAGCCAAGGGACGUCACAAAUUUCACAGUGGGUGGUUUUGCUCCGAUGAGCCCCCGAAUCAGCAGUCCAAUGCACACCAGUGGCGGAGCUCCUCGAGGUGGUGGUGGUGGUGGUGGCGGUGGCGGUGGGUUUGGAGGGCAAGGGGGAAUGGGCCGUGGUCGAGGACGCAGAGAUAACGAUUUGAUCGGACAGACAGUUCGUAUCUCACAAGGACCAUAUAAAGGUUAUAUUGGUGUCGUAAAGGAUGCAACAGAAUCUACAGCUCGAGUUGAGCUUCAUUCCACCUGCCAGACCAUUUCUGUCGAUCGCCAACGUCUCACUACAGUAGACUCGAAGAAGAAGGGUGGCUUGACGUCUGCUUAUGGCCGUACUCCUCUGUAUGGGUCCCAAACGCCACUAUAUGGCUCCGGAUCACGGACACCGAUGUACGGCUCCCAAACACCCUUGCACGAUGGGAGUCGAACCCCUCAUUAUGGUUCCCAGACACCAGUUCACGAUGGCAGCAGAACACCAGGACAGAGCGGUGCUUGGGAUCCCAACAAUCCCAACACACCCUCCAGGAACGAUGAAGAUUACGAUUUCCCUUAUGAUGAUGAACCCACGCCAUCUCCGCAGGCAUAUGGUGGCACACCCAACCCACAGACUCCAGGCUAUACAGAUGUUCCAUCUCCACAGGUUAAUCCUCAAUACAACCCUCAAACUCCUGGAACACCAGCAAUGUAUAACACCGACCAAUUCUCUCCCUAUGCAGCUCCAUCCCCUCAAGGAUCUUAUCAGCCCAGCCCCAGUCCGCAGAGCUAUCACCAGGUUGCACCGAGUCCUGUGGGCUAUCAGAAUACUCACUCACCAGCCAGCUAUCACCCAACACCUUCGCCCAUGGCAUACCAGGCAAGUCCAAGUCCAAGCCCUGUUGGGUACAGUCCAAUGACACCUGGAGCCCCAUCUCCUGGUGCAUACAACCCUCAUACACCAGGUUCCAAUAUUGAUCAGGGCUCGAACGACUGGGUAACAACAGAUAUCAUGGUGAAAGUCCGUGACACGUACCUGGACGCACAGGUUGUAGGGCAGACGGGAGUCAUCCGCAGUGUGUCGGGUGGGCUGUGCUCUGUGUAUUUAUCGUCCACUGACAAGGUUGUCAGCAUCUCGAGCGAGCACCUUGAACCAGUCACCCCUGUGAAAAAUGAUAAGGUGAAGGUGAUUCUGGGCGAAGAUCGGGAGGCUACAGGCAUGCUAUUGAGUAUCGAUGGUGAGGAUGGGAUUGUCCGCAUGGAGCUGGAUGAACAGCUGAAGAUCCUCAACCUGAGAUUUCUUGGGAUCCUGAAUGAACAAGGAACAGCAUCAUCUGGAAAAGAUGUAUAUAGUCGGAAGUAAUAGAACUCUCUUCUGUGGAGUUUGGUUCAGAUUUUUAGGUUUCCUUCUAUUCUUGUGUUUUUGCUUUGAUAAUGUCUUGCUUAUUGUGGGCAGAUUUUAGCAGUGGUUGUCAAAAAAGACCAAAAAUAGCAACAAUUAGUUAUUUGAGUAAAUGGAAUAAUGCAUAUUAAAUUGAUAGUGCAAUGAAAAGUGGCCGUACAUUUUAUAAGAAACCUGUUUGAGACUUAAAUGGGUAAAUGGUGAUUUUUUUUGUUGUUGCAUAAGGCAGUUUAUGCAUGAAAGGAGUAAAAAGAGUUUACCGUUUGACAGUGAAGAUAAAUACUUUUUGUAGCAAUGGAAUGGUACUUCAGGAACAUGCUAAAACCUAUUUUUGUAAUAAGAGCACUUGAGUAGAUGAGAGAGGGCACAUGAAAAAAUAGACAAUUUUGACAAAAAAAUGCUACAAUUAUUUUUUAAACUAGAUAGUUCAAAAUUGUCGUUUGUGUAAAUUGAAAGCUUUAUAUGUUGCCACUUGUUUUCAAAAGAUUUGAAGAUGCUUUGAAAACCACGUUAGCUAUUCCAUUUUCAAGAGUAAAUCUCCAGACGUUUGGAGCAGCUUUAGAAAUAAGAACACGUUGGAAACACUCGGCAGGUUGGGGAGCGUCUGUGGAGAGAGAAAUUGAGUUAACUUUUCAUCGGAACUGCAUAAAGUUGGAGACAAAGCAAAGUUUAAGAUGCAUAAUAAGUUUUAAGAAGAAACAAAAAAAACGAUGUGAUGGAGAUUAGAUGGGAUUAAAUGACAGAAAUCCUAGUUUAUUCCUCACUCAGACCUCAGUUCCUAAUUCUCCAGAUUUCUUUGGAUUGAAUUCAUUUUGCAAAAAGUCACGAUACAAAAUUUGGACCACAUCAGCGUUCCAGUAUUGCUUAUGAUUUUCCAUCUGUGAUCUUGUCAGUGUCAAGAGGCCCUGAGCAAUGUCCCAACGGCCAGCAAUGAAGAGCUUUUGGAGAGGCUGUUAUUAUUGCAUUGCCUGUGCAGAAAUUGCAGUCAAUGGCUGUAGCUUUUAACAGGCCUAGCACAGAUGAGGUUUUGCCCCAGAUCCUGUGCUUUGUGGCCAGAUGUGAUUUUUUUGAGGUAUCUGCAGAUGCCAGACAAGAUAACCUGACUGACCAUUUCCAGAAGGUUCGAAUCUGCUUGCGAUUUCUCCAGCAAUUGUGCUUUUAAGGUUUCAAGAUUACUGUUUGAUUAAUACAUGAAGUUUCUGCAGCUUCCUUCCCCAUGUCAGUUAGCAUCAUGGAAAUAUAGUCCAAAACUUAAAGAGAUCUCAGAAAAAAGACCUGGAGUACCGUAACGGGUCAAUCUGUAUCUCUGGAGAACAUGGAUCGGAGAUAUUUCAGGUCGAGACCCUUCUUCGGACCCUGAAGAAGAGUCCUGACUCGAAACAUCAUCUAUCCAUGUUCUCCAGAAAUGCUGCCUGACCAGCUAAGUUACUCCAGCAUUUUGUGUCUUUUUUUUGUAAACCAGCAUCUGCAUCUCCUUGUUUCGACAAGAGAUCUCAGAACCUUGAUUCAAAUUUUAUUGCAUGUAUAUUCCAUAAAUACAUUAUUACAACAAAAGUUAACUUGGGAAAACAUCUGCCAUAAAAUUUCCAUUUUGGGCUGUUGUACAGUUAUAAAACAAUAUCAAUUGGAAAAGUUGCAAAUGAUAAACCCAGUUUUAUUCUACCAUUAGAUCUCCAGGUUAAUUUUAUUGAACAAUGACCACUGCUAGGAUCUGCUUCUGCUGACUUGUUUACUAAAUGUCACCUAAUGUAAAAUGUAUUUCUGUGGUUUGGGAAUACCAUUCGUAUGGCCAAUAUUUGAGCUUGUAAACCCAUUUGCUCCAAAUAGAGUCAAUAAAAAAGACUUGCAGAUCUUAA